Anolis carolinensis (green anole) is the source of this 2458-nucleotide messenger RNA. RefSeq names its product parvin gamma (gene parvg). Gene Ontology annotation, cellular component: focal adhesion; actin cytoskeleton; cytoplasm. The coding region runs from base 863 to 2092 and encodes 409 amino acids. Gene Ontology annotation, molecular function: actin binding. The record is from RefSeq and is a predicted model, not a curated record. The transcript has 16 exons. Gene Ontology annotation, biological process: cell projection assembly; substrate adhesion-dependent cell spreading; actin cytoskeleton organization. Lineage: Eukaryota; Metazoa; Chordata; Lepidosauria; Squamata; Anolidae.
CUCUCCUGCGGAGUGUGGUGGAGGCUCCUUCUUUGGAGGCUUUUAAGCAGAGGCUGGAUGGCCAUCUGUUAGGGGUGCUUUGAAUGCAAUUUCCUGCUUCUUGGCAGAAUGGGGUUGGACUGGAUGACCCAUGAGGUCUCUUUUGAAACAACAUUUUUCUAAAACGCUAACAGAACGAUGGCCACGCCUCUGCCUCCCUCCCUCUCCCACUCUGAUUGGCUUAGCACAAGGCUUCUGGGAAAUGGAGUUUUAUCCAGGCCAUUUCUGCUUCCUUCGUUUCCACUUAAAUAAAUGGAGAAAAUUCAGAGGCUUCGUUCUCCUGCUUUUUUAAAGCUAUUGGGAUAUAAUUUGCCUCAAUCAAAGCAAAAAUUCACCACUCUUUGCCUAUAAAGUUUCAUAAUGUUUAACCCAUCUACUGAUUUUUGGGGCAUUUUGAAACAACAUUUUUUAAAAUGCUAGUAGAACGAUGGCCACGCCUCUCCCUCCCUCUUCCUUCCACUCUGAUUGGUUGAGAGGCAUGCCAACAUGGCUUCUCCUCUCAGAGGGGCUACAGCUACAUCUGAAGACAUCAGAAACAGACAAAAAAAGGGAUCUCCUCCUCCUGUCAGUGAUGUCAGGGAAACCUCUAGCCAAUCCCAGUGUGGAUCCUAGCUGGCCCGUUUCUCAACAAAUCAGGAGGAUUUGGUUUCCAGAACCCAGCUCAUGAAGACACGGCAUCUCUAAAUACAUUUCUGAUACAAUCCAUCCUUCAUUCAACAAUAUAGGCUCCACCAACACUUUCAUUGGAAGGGGGGAGGUGAACAGGAAGUAAAAGCAUCCUCAUUUCUUGGUGGCAUCUGCAAAAAGGACGUACACAAAAACCAUGGAGCAAGGCUUUCUCAAAGUUUCCCCAGAGUUUGUUGCAAUUCAUCAGCUGCCUCCAGAGGACGACAUUGUUCUAGGAGAAAAGAGGAAAUACAUCAACCCAAGUUCUCGGAAUGAUCCUAAAUUGGAAGCCCUACAUACGGUUUUACUAGAAUGGAUUAACACAACGCUGCAGCAUGAACACAUUGUGGUGAGAAGCUUAGAACAAGACCUAUAUGAUGGGUUAGUUCUUCACCAUCUCUUAGAGAAACUUGGAUCCCUAACUUUGAAAGCAGAGAAGCUUGCCCUGACAGAAAUGAAGCAACGGCUCAAACUUGCAACUAUUCUAGAAACUGUGAGCACGUGUUUAAAACUAGAAGAAAGUGAACUGAAGUGGAGUGUGGACGCCAUCUUGAAGAAGGAUUUGCUAAGUACCUUGCAUCUUCUGGUGGCCCUUGCUGAGCACUUCAAGCCAAGCCUUGCUUUGCCUCCAAAUGUUAAAGUGGACAUAAUCAUCACAGAGCGCACUUCAAAUGGACUGAAGACAGAAAAUGGAGUAGAGUUCAUUACCAAGGACAGGGAAUGUGAAGAAAACUCUUCAAAAGCUGAGAUUUUUGAUGACUUAUUGAAAAAUGCCCCAGAGAAACUGGAUGCUGUAAAAGAGGUACUUCUGAAAUUUGUCAACAAGCAUGUUGAGAAAUUAGGUUUAACUGUAAAAGAUAUUAAUGCACAGUUUGCAGAUGGUGUUAUUUUGAUCUUGCUAAUUGGGCAGCUCCAAGGCUAUUUUCUGAACUUGGGAGAGUUCUUCCUGAAUCCAACUUCUGUUUCCGAAAAGAUGCACAAUGUUAAUCUUGCUGUAGAGUUGCUCAUGGAUGAAGGUCUUCUAGACACUCCUAUCAACCUUGAAGCUGCAACUGACUGUCACUGUGGUGCUAGUGUCGGCAGAUCUGUCAUUGCUUCUCCCUCACUCUUUGGCAACUUGGAAAUGGCUGGGUUGCAGGACAGGGGACUACACAGAUGUGGUGAACCAAGAUACAAAUGCCACAUUGCUGCUCUUAUACUGCUUGUUUUCCAAAUUCAAGACCAAAGAAAAAUAAAGAAUGAAAAUCAGAAGACUGAUCUCAAACUCAGUUUUGCUACUGAAUGGUCUGAUUUUCAAUGUCAACCUUUAUUUGAAUCUUUGCAGCUAUACAAGCUUGAUAUCAAUAUAUUAUCUAUGCACUGUGAUGUAGAUGUGUUUUGGGGUUAGAAGAAGAAACCUGGUGAAUAUUAUGAUUAACCAAUAAUGGUGAAAUUUUAGUGGACUAAAAGGAAACCCCAAAAUUACGUUUUUAUGAGCUUUGAAUCAUGUGAUGCUCCUUUUCUACCAUUCAGUGAGGCCACAAUUAGUAACUGUGAAAGUAAAAGUAAGUUACAACUGCAAUGCAACUUUAGAGAAAUAUAUUUAAUACAGGCAACUAGUCAACUAAUUUGUAACUGUUGACCUUAAAAGUCUGAGACCUACUAACAUGUGCAGCAAAUAAAACCAAGAAUGAAAACAAACAAAACAAGUGUAUUGUGAUCAUCUCCCUUUUUCUGAAUGCCUUUGUGGUUUAUUAAAGCAUUGUCCUAUAUG